Messenger RNA from Monopterus albus (swamp eel), 5531 nucleotides. RefSeq names its product Janus kinase 1 (gene jak1). The coding region runs from base 330 to 3863 and encodes 1177 amino acids. Gene Ontology annotation, molecular function: non-membrane spanning protein tyrosine kinase activity; ATP binding; growth hormone receptor binding. Lineage: Eukaryota; Metazoa; Chordata; Actinopteri; Synbranchiformes; Synbranchidae. Gene Ontology annotation, cellular component: cytosol; membrane; cytoskeleton. Gene Ontology annotation, biological process: tyrosine phosphorylation of STAT protein; cytokine-mediated signaling pathway; growth hormone receptor signaling pathway via JAK-STAT. The record is from RefSeq and is a predicted model, not a curated record. The transcript has 25 exons.
AAACAGCCAAUCAGCGGCCGUGUUCUACAUACGGCCACUUGCGUUGGUUUCGGGAAAGGGGCUGAUACUUUCAGGAAGGGUUAGCAAGAACCGAGGAGUAUUGCGUCUCCGCUUAAACAGUCAAACAUCACGAAUUUACGUGGACUUUUCUCAUAUUUCUUUCUUUCUGGAUAUUGUACAUUUUUCUUUGGAGGUUUUGGAAUCAGACAUCCGGGAGGCGAUAUUGAAAAUCCUUUUCGAGAGGAGCGCCAACUUGGCCGAAGCGUCUAAUGUACUAAACGAAACGGAAGUAACUUGCCAGCUGUCUGGCUAAGCUUGCUAGUGUCUGAAUGCCAACUCUGUGGGUGAUGGAGUUGAGCAGGCAACUCUGCGGGAAGAUGAGGAGGUCUAGCAAGAGGGCCCAACUUUCUUCUUCUCCUACUUCCACUUGGGGCCUGGAGAUCCACUUUUACAUACCGGAGAUGAACCAGCUAGAGUACUUCAAAGGAUGCUACACUGCCGAGGAACUCUGUGUGGAUGCUGCCAAGGAAUGCUCAAUCUCUCCUAUGUGCCAUAAUCUAUUUGCCCUGUAUGAUGAGACGACUAGCACAUGGUACCCCCCAAAUUAUGAGUUCAAGAUCACAGAAGAAGCCAGUAUCAAGUUGCACUAUCGCAUGAGGUUUUAUUUCCUAAACUGGCAUGGCACCACUGAAGGGGUGUCUCCAGUCUGGAGACACUGCCUCAGUAAACUCAAAGGGGGCCUUAGCCCACAGAAAACACCGGAGGGGAUGCCCCUGCUGGACGCUGCCUCUCUCAACUAUCUGUUUGCCCAGGGCCAGCAUGACUUUCACACAGGCAUGGUUUCACUGAGGACAUGUCAGUCGGAGGCAGAGCAACACGAGAUAGAAAAUGAGUGUUUGGGCAUGGCUGUGCUUGCUAUCACUCACUACGCCAUGGACAAGGACAUACCCCUGCCCACUGCUUCCCAUGAAAUGAGCUACAAACGUUAUAUCCCCGAGUCACUGAACCACAGCAUUAAGCACCGCAACAUUUUGACACGCAUUCGCAUCAGCAACGUCUUCAAGAAAUUCCUCAGUGAAUUCAAUCACCGUACAGUCAAGGACAGUAACAUCACGCCAUAUGAUCUGAAGAUCAAGUAUCUGGCCACACUCGAGGGCCUGACCAGUGGCCUCGGCAGAGAGCUGCAUGAGCCCAAGUCCCUCAGUGUAACACAGGAAGGGGAGCUCUGCAACGGUGGCUACAAUGGGUACUACACCCAGAGCCAAGGGCAGAGCCAGAGUCAAAACAUGGAGACAAGCCACGACAUGCAAGUUCUGGUUACUGGUACCACUGGUAUUUCCUGGAGGAAGAAGCCUGCUUUUGCAUCUGGGAGUACCAAAGAAAAGGGCAAGUCGAAGAAAAACAAGCUUGAUGGGAAGCAGAAAAAUGACAGAAACAAAGAGGCAAAUGAAGGCUGGGUGGUGUUCUGUGACUUUGAUGAGAUCACACAUGCCGUCGUCAGAGAGGCAAUGGUCACCAUUUUUAGACAGGACAACAAGAGGAUGGUGUUGCAGAUGGAUUCUCGGGCUGAGGCUCUUUCUUUUGCAGCCCUUGUGGAUGGAUAUUUCAGGCUGACAGUGGACGCUCACCACUACCUGUGCAAAGAGGUGGCCCCUGCCUCCGUGGUGCACAACAUCAACAACAGCUGCCACGGAUCCAUCUGUACGGAGUAUGCUGUCCACAAGCUGCGUCAGGAGGGCAACGAGGAGGGCACCUACAUCCUGCGCUGGAGCUGCACUGACUACCAGUACAUCAUCAUCACUGUGGUCUGCACCGAGAUUGACCUGAGGGAGUCUCGUCCUGUGCGUCAGUAUAAGAAUUUCCAGAUGGAGGUGGCUUCUGGUGGGUACCGCCUGUAUGGCACCGAGACAUUUCGGUCCACUCUCAAGGAGCUGCUGGAGCAUCUGGAGGGCCAGAGUCUUCGCACUGACAACCUCCAUUUCCAGCUGCUCCGCUGCUGCCCGCCACAGCCUAGAGAGAUUUCUAACCUGCUUGUGGUCACUAAAGAUAGACCCCCACAGCAGAUAGCCAAGCACGAGAGUCAGCUCAGCUUCCAUCGCAUUCUCAAGGAGGAGAUUGAGCAGGAGGAGCACCUUGGCCUGGGCACAAGAACUAACAUCUACUCAGGCACACUGAAGGUGAAGAGUGAGGAGGACGAAGAUGCAGGUUACACGUCCUUCCAGGAGGUCAAGGUGGUCCUGAAGGUGCUGGGUUCUGGACAGAGGGACAUCUCCUUGGCCUUCUUCGAAACAGCCAGCAUGAUGCGACAAGUGUCCCAUAAACACAUUGUGCUGCUGUAUGGAGUGUGUGUCCGCCAUCUGGAGAAUAUCAUGGUGGAGGAGUUUGUCCAACUAGGACCACUGGACCUUUUCAUGAGGAGACAGCAGAGUCCACUCAGCACGCCAUGGAAGUUCCAGGUGGCCAAGCAGCUGGCCUCAGCUCUCAGCUACUUGGAGGACAAAAGGCUGGUGCAUGGCUUUGUGUGUGCUAAGAACAUUCUGCUUGCCAGAGACGGACUGGACACCGAUGAAGGAGGGCCUUUCAUCAAGCUUAGUGACCCAGGAAUACCAAUCACAGUGCUCACCAGAGAGGAGUGCGUGCAUCGUAUCCCAUGGAUCGCUCCGGAGUGUGUGAAGAACCUGUCCGCCCUGAGCGUUGCAGCUGAUAAGUGGGGCUUUGGUACCACCCUGUGGGAGAUCUGCUAUGAUGGAGAAGAACCCCUGAAAGAGAAGAAACUCACGGAGAAGGAGAGGUUUUAUGAAACAGAGUGCCAGCUGGCCACUCCGGACUGCAGAGAGUUGGCAGAACUGAUGACCCACUGCAUGAACUACGACCCCAAGAAGAGACCUUUCUUCAGAGCUAUCGUCAGAGACAUAGACAUGCUAGAAGAAAAAAACCCAUCUAUUAAACCGCAGCCUACACCAGAAGUGGACCCAACUAUGUUUGAAAAGAGGUUCCUGAAGAAGAUCAGAGACCUGGGAGAGGGCCACUUUGGUAAGGUGGAGCUGUGUCGCUACGAUCCUCGAGGAGACAGAACAGGCGAGCUGGUGGCAGUGAAGUCACUGAAGCCCGAGAACACAGAGGAGCAGAGCAGCAACCUCUCGAGUGAGAUUGACAUCCUGAAGGCGCUCUACCAUGAAAACAUUGUCAAGUACAAGGGCAUUUGUCAGGAGGAAGGUGGUCAGGCCAUUAAACUGAUCAUGGAGUAUCUUCCACUGGGCAGUUUGAAGGAGUAUCUGCCCAGAAACAAAUGCAAGACCAACCUCAGCACUCUGCUCAGCUACUCCAUCCAGAUAUGCAAGGGAAUGGACUAUUUGGGAUCUCGAAAUUACAUCCACAGGGACCUGGCCGCUCGAAAUGUGCUGGUGGAGAAUGAGAGGACAGUGAAGAUUGGUGACUUUGGUCUCACCAAGAGCAUCAAGGACAACGAGGGAUAUUACACUGUUAAGGACGACCAUGACAGCCCUGUUUUCUGGUAUGCUCCAGAGUGUCUGACUCAGUGCAAGUUUUACCUUGCUUCAGACGUGUGGUCCUUUGGGGUGACGAUGUACGAGCUCAUCACCUACUGUGACUCCUCCAAGAGCCCCAUGACGCUCUUCCUAGGUAUGAUCGGUCGAACUCACGGUCAGAUGACUAUCAUCAGGCUGGUGAAGGUACUGCAAGAAGGAAGGAGGCUGCCACGCCCUGAGGGCUGUCCUGAGCCUGUGUACGAGCUGAUGCGCCGGUGCUGGGAGCACUCGCCCGAGAGGAGAAUCACCUUUAAGACCUUGAUCGAGGAGCUGAGCCACAUGGAGCAACAGCUCCAACCGCAAAAUGAUUUUUAAACCUCCAGGAGUUCCAGGCUCUGAGGGUGAAGUUAACUUGUGCACAAAUGGUACAUCUUGAUUUUACUGCGGCAUAGUUGUGAAGGAGCCGCUCGGCUCCUUCACAUUUAAACACCUACCCUUAAGUUUUUUAUUUGAUGCCGUUACUCUGUUUAAGUCUCUGUACAUGAAGCAAUCUCAUAGCUGUAGCCCACGCUAAAUGUGAACCUGUAUCUUCCAAAGGACUUGAGGGUUUGUCUGACACAUUUAACCGCCUGCAUUGUGAGAAAUGUCAAACAUGUGGACUCAGUGCUCAUACACUGUACGUACCCUGAAAGCUUAAAACAUUUUGUGCAUACUGGAGACUGAUAUCCCUGGUUGCAGAUGGAAGCGGAAAUAAGCUAGGAACUGUUGGACGCUCACUUUCACAGUGUGUUGUGGGACGGACACCAAGUGCAAACAACGUGACAGAUGUGGACAGAAGAGAAGGACAGGACACAGGAGUAACGCAGAUACUGAAGAUGCGGUUUUUACUGUUUCCAGGUGUUUGGGAGAGAAGUCACCUGACUGGAGUGUUUCUAGCUGCCGCCGUGAUCCCUGAUCAAGGUUUAGCUCUUGUUCGUGAUGCGCAGACGAAGUCAUUAAAUUAGAGCAACCAUUCAGCCAGCUUCUUCCACUGCGUUGUUUUAGAGUUAAACCUGUUGGCCAGUCGAAAGUAAAUUGGAAACUAUUUUAAUAAUCAUGUAAAUCUUUGUUUUUCUAGGCAAGAUGCUGAACAUUCACUGGUUCUAGUCGCAAUUCUUCUGUUUUCUUUCAUUCUAAAAUGAGCAUCUCUAGGUUUUGGAGUGAUUUUACGUUUGCAAUUUGAAGACAGUAGUUUGAGUUAUAAGGAAGUGACAGACAGAGAAAACAUUGCACCAUCUUUGUACAUAUCCUUCCUCUUGGAACAUUUUGCAGAAACUGUGAGAAAUGCUGCACUAUGCUCAUUCCAGUCUUCAGAUUUGAGGCCCAGUGUUUGAGAUGGUUUGGUUUUACAGUAGGUUCAGAAUCUACUGCACAUGCAACAGUGCAUGUGGAUAAUCAACAGAUUUUUUUUUUUAUUAAAAAAAAAUUCUGAAAUUGAUCUGGAAAAUUGUGCCUAAACCCUCCAUUAUACAGCAGCUUGUUAGUUGAGGAGAGAGUGUAGUACCUGUGAGAGAGACUUGAGGGCAGUGCCACGUCGCUUUUCAUCUGUUCUAAUCUGCAAGAGCCAAUUUCCACUGUGGCAGGACUGUAAACAGAAGGAUUUGAGAUGGUACAGGUUUGAAGUGAAAGAUAAAUCGGUGAUUAAUCAAAAGGCAUGUUUUACAGUUAAGUUCCCAUUUUUUUAAACAAUUAUGUUUGUGCAUUUUACCUGUAACACUCUUCUUAAUUACUGAAGUAUUUUCUCUAAUAUCCAAGGACAUGUGUAUCUUAUCUAAGUAUAUCUGUGGUCAUAAUACUGUACAAGGGCCUUGAACUGUGAAUACUGGUGAAAAGAUGGGAAAAACUACCAAGUGGACAAAGUUAUGCUUCAGUCCACAUUUUACUUACGAAUGUAAAAGAAUUCCUUCUGCCCUAAAGAAAUAUAUUUUUCAAAAUAUAAGAUGGAAAUGAGAUUGUGGAAAAGUAUUGGCGAAUGCACAAUGGAAAAUAAAGUCUUUAAUGUUU